Molecule: messenger RNA, 552 nt
Organism: Brassica napus (rape)
Lineage: Eukaryota; Viridiplantae; Streptophyta; Magnoliopsida; Brassicales; Brassicaceae
Exons: 1
Coding region: 1-492 (163 amino acids)
Source: RefSeq, a predicted model, not a curated record
AUGGUGGUGUUAGGGAUACAGUCUCUUAAUUGGUACGUACAUGGCGGAUUCAUGGAGAAGAAGAAAAAACAUCUGAAUGGUAUUGUCAGAGCCACUGAAAGGGACGACUCUUCUUCACAGAGAUUCGAAAUCGAUAGAGAUAAAGCUAGACAAGCUCUGAAACAGCUCGACCAACAAAUCGAAUCUCAAGCCGAUGAAAAACCAAGAACCUUCGUCAAGACAUCAUCGGACGUCGUCAGAACAAGUAGUGGAGGUUCUUCAUCAAUGGAUCCAUUCAUGUUCGAAGAACCACCUGAGAUGUCCGGAUCAUUCCUCACAACUACAGCUUUUCUUCUCUUAGCUUUCACUUUGUUCUAUAAUAUUUUGUUCUUUACAGUUAUUAAACCAUCCAUGGAUGGACCAGAAUCAGUUCCAGCAGACACGAUAAUAGCUAUGUCUGAUUCUGAACUUGUCCAGUUUCCACUUUCGUCUUCUCCUAAAAAAAACUUUUAAACAGUAAACCCACAAUGUGUGUUUCUAUGCUUACAUAAUCAUAUCAUUUGUUAUAUCUCA